AUGCCGCCGCCACAGUCCUCAGCAAGAAAAGACACUGAAUACAGCAUGACUGACAGACAACAUGAAGACAGGGAGUCAUCCAGGAACAUCAUAACCAUAUGUUCUCAAUUUGCAGAUGAUCAUUUAACUCUUGUACGGAAUCUAAGCACUGGGUUAGCUGUGGCUGGUGUGAUUAUCAUUGCCAGAAGUAUAAAAUUGGUGACCAAGUUUCAUGCAUCUUCUCAAAUUCCACGGCAUUUUGUGGAGAGGAACCUUACGCUUUAUGGAAAGGUUGAUUCUGUCACAGAGAAAGGCCUUAGAGUGGAGCAUGUCCCUGUGCAUUUGCCCAUCAUCUCUCCAUUACUUCACCUAAAGGAUAGUACUUGUAAAGGUUUAUUGUCAGUACAUUUUGCUGGAGUUGAGCUUACAGCAGAAGGCAGGCAAUGGCUUCAGGAAAACUUGCUUCCUGCUAAAAUGGUUUGGAUCAAAUUAAUCAGCCAAAAAGACGACAUACUGUAUUGCCUUGUGUCCCAAAACAAGGGGGUGCUAAGGACCUAUUGUAUAAAUGAGGAGCUCCUCCGCCAGGGUUUGGCUCGCACUGCUCCGAUCUCCGGGCUCCUUCCUGACUCCCGUCUUUACUGGCGGCUGCACAGGCGGCUGCACAGGGCGGAGGUCAAGGCAGAGAGAAAGAGCCGAGGCCUGUGGAUGGAGGACAGCCUCUGGGAACGAGCAAAGAAAGCCCUGAGGGACAACAGAAUCUUCAGUCUGAUCCAGAAAGUUUUUAGGAAGACGAACUAA
Knipowitschia caucasica is the source of this 777-nucleotide messenger RNA. NCBI's taxonomy places the organism in Eukaryota, Metazoa, Chordata, Actinopteri, Gobiiformes, Gobiidae. The record is from the annotation of a GenBank genome assembly.